GCUGGCGCCGUUUUUAGCACUCUGUACUAUUCAUUACAACUAAACAACCUGAACGUUGUCAGUCUAUGUAGUAAGAUGGAUCCCUGUCCAUGCGCCGCCGCACGCGUCCUCUGUAGGUCCGCUAACAGCGUCAUUUCAUUGCUCCUGUCGUGCCCAACAUCCCACUGCCCCUUGCCUCACCCCCAAAAGCAAAGAAACGGCGCUUUGUGCAUACUUCCCCGCAUCUCAGUUUCCCCUCAAGUCCGUCUCUGUCCCUUUACCCUCAGAAUCAAUGAGGCGAGUGCGCUCCGUUACCAUGUAGUAGGUAUGCAGGGUAUUCUAAGUAAGACACAGCACGAGAAGCACAAGUACGUACCAACAGAACACUGUAUGUGCCGGUCAAGAAAAAGCGGCACAAAACAAGUCGAAGCUCGAACGGCAACUUCGCGCACAAAGCGCUCUUCCUGCGCGAGCCUCAUCUGGAGCCGCGUAGCGCUGGCGCCAUUCUUUGACCCUGCGCUUUUCCCAAAUGAUCUGUGUAAGUCAUCAGUCAAGGUGUCGAGGAUGUGAGAAGAAAAUGAUACGUCAGCUCUUCCAAUUCAUGUGCGCUCGCUCUGUUGUUGCACUCGCCAGCUCGCAGCGUCUAGACCGUCCAGAAUUGUGCCACCAACGCCACAUGUUGGUUAAGAGGCUAACAGAAUGGAAGAGGGAGCCCGAGACGAAGGAGGGCGAAGGGAUUUGUGAGGGGACGCGGGGGCGAUCUAGGCCUCAUUAGGGGAGCGGUAGUCUGGCAGGGCCGCCGUGUGGCAGGGUAUGAUCAGUGCGAGAGCGG
This is a messenger RNA of Schizophyllum commune H4-8, 811 nucleotides long. RefSeq lists its product as uncharacterized. Lineage: Eukaryota; Fungi; Basidiomycota; Agaricomycetes; Agaricales; Schizophyllaceae. The transcript has a single exon. The record is from RefSeq and is a predicted model, not a curated record. Bases 76 to 549 code for a protein of 157 amino acids.